GAUGGCGGCUCUCCUUCGUUGGACUUAAUCGACGGGCGUGAAGUGCAAGUUACCCGCAAGUGCGUGUGCGUCGCUGUCAUUUCGAGGCACUUUGACAGCCGUGUCAGUCCGCGGACGCAGAUGAGCUAAAGGACGUGACCGCGACGGCAUGGAGAAGGUGCCGGAGCGGCCGGUCGCCGAGGAGCAGGCCGUGGCCAGCGACGAGGAGGAUGACUCAGAAAACGGUCUCGAUAACCACGAAUGGCAGGGAGUGCUCAGCAAGUGGACUAAUUACAUCCAUGGCUGGCAGGCUCGGUACGUUGUGCUCAAGGGCGGCACCCUCUCCUACUACAAGUCGAAGAAGGACAUGAAACUGGGCUGCAGAGGCUCCAUCAGUCUGUUCAAGGCAACAAUCAAGGCCCAUGAAUUUGACGAGUCUCGCUUUGAUGUAUCUGUCAACGACAGUGUCUGGUACUUGAGAGCUGCCACCCCUGAAGACAAAGUACAUUGGGUUGAUCUUCUGGAAACAUACAAGGCUGAAUCAGGAUAUGGUAGUGAAAAUAGCCUUAAACGACAUGGGAGUGCUGUAUCUCUUUCAUCCAAUACACUCUCGACUGCUUCAACCAAUAGUCUAAAAAAAGCCCGAGGCUUGAAAGAAAAAUUGUCAGAGCUUGAAACCUUUCGGGAUAUACUCUGUGGACAAAUUGAUACACUGCAAACAUAUUUUGAUGAAUGUGCACAGACUGCUAAUGGAAAUGAGCAAAGUUGUGCAAACUCAGGGACUGUCAUUCAGUCAAGAGCAGUAGAUUUCAAAGGUGAAGCAAUGACUUUCAAGGCCACCACCACAGGAGUUCUAACCACACUUGAACAUUGCCUGGAAAUGGUCCGACAAAGUGAGGACUUAUGGAAAAGGCGCUUAGAAAAGGAAGUGGAACGUCGUCGCCGUUUAGAAGAAAGCCUGAGAACUCUUCGUGUUCAUGGACCUCGUUCAGCUGUUCAUGCUGGGCCAGAUUGUGAGGCAAGACCUCAUAGUACUAUGAAUGAAGAUGAAUUUUAUGAUGCCAUGGAGACUGGUCUUGAUAAAAUGGAAGAAGAGGUAGAAUAUCGGCACCGUUUAAAGAAGCAACAUAGUGUAAUUGCUGCUUCUUCCACCACCAAUAACACCGUAGCUUCUGCUCAUCAUCUGUGGCCUGAGAUUGAUCGUGUUACAAUGGAGCAAAUGCAUUAUGCCAGAAUGAGUGUAGAAGACUCGGGCGGUGUUUGGCAACUGUUUGCUGAGGAGGGAGAAAUGAAAAUGUAUCGCCGUGAAGAGGAAGUUGGGGGGAUGGUCAUUGACCCAUUGAGGGCGUGUCAUGUCGUCAAGGGUGUCACUGGCCACGAGGUUUGUGAAUACUUCUUCAAUCCCCAAUACAGGCUGGAAUGGGAAGCUACUGUUGAAACAACAACAGUUUUAGAGAAAAUCGCUGAUGAUAUCCUUUUAUUUCUACAAGUUCAUAAACGUAUCUGGCCCGCAAGUCAGAGAGAUGCUGUCUUCUGGUCACAUAUGCGUCAUGUUCCUGAUGAUAAAGAUCAGGAUGGUCCACCUAUUUGGGUUGUUGUUAACAACUCUGUUGACAUUCCUGACUUGCCGGCCAAUACUGGAAAAUGUGUUAGACUGCUUUUGACAGUCUGUUUGAUGUGUCAGACUUUUAUUGACCCACCCAAAGAUGGAGCAAAAGUCACUCGCAAUGACUUGACUUGCAAGAUUACUUACUGCUCUGUUGUAAACCCUGGAGGCUGGGCCCCACCUGCUGUCCUCCGGGCUGUCUACAAAAGAGAAUAUCCCAAAUUCUUGAAACGCUUCACAAAUUAUGUAAUUGACCAGUGCCAAGAUAAACCAAUCCUUUUUUAGAUAUACCUCUACUCUCUAUGUACUACUGUAUUUAGAUCUAUGUGAGUUGUGAAUUUUAAGACUACAUUUUUUUUUUCAAAUUUUGUGAAGCUGUAAUGAGUAUUGCUUUCAUAAUGAUUUGUGAUUUAAUGCACGGUAAAUUUUCCACCAAUUUAAUUAUAAGUUGCAAAUGUACAUAAUUGAAAGAGACACGCACAUGCACUUAGUCAUGUCAUAUUCAUCAAGUUGUCAGUUGCCCUGAUGGCUUAAAUAUUGUUUAUCAAUCUUUAAACUUGCAUUGUGCCAUAAUUUAUGAUAUUUUAGUGUAUUAGUAUUUUUAAUACUCGUUUAGAUAUCUGUGGAAAGUACUACCUAUGUUAUGGUUUCAGCAAAAGCAUAUUGAAGCAAAAAUUUAUGAUUUACACUCCGAAGAGUGUUAAUAUCGAAUAUUAGCGACUAUUUGUGUCUCUUGAAACACCAAAUUUUUGCUACACAGCUUUUUAUGCUCACUGAAGACUUACUUAAAUCAGCUACCUCUUGAAACUUUAAAUCUUAACCAACAUUUUUUCCUUUCAAUUGGUAGAACUUGCACAAACUCUUACCUGUUGAUUCACUGCAGUUCUCAUAUUUUUUAGGUGUUUUAUUUUUCAACUCGCUUAAUUUUCUGCUAAGGUGGUCACUAUGGGUAACAGCAACAUCUGUGAUAAAACUCUUUUGUUGGUUAAUUAAAUGAAAAUUAUUUUACAUAAGAUUGCUUUCUUUUCUGUAACUCAUGUUAUACUCUUAAAUCGAUACAACGUUGUUUGUGAAAUCAAUCAUGUAAUCUUGUUAGACACAGUGAUUAUUCCAUGAUGGUCUUAUCAUUUUGGACUAUAGUUUUAGUAGUUUCAUUUUUUUUUAAGAAGAAGAAGAAACGGGAUCAAUAUUUUGAAAAUCCCUAUUUGAAACGUUGCCUUUACUUUUAUCAAUAAGCUUUUGGUUUAAAAUUCACUUCCCUGAAAUUCAAUGUUAAGGUGCUAUUUUCAUCCAUUCAUGACUGAAAAGUCUGAGCGGAAUCAUAGAGACUGCCCAUUGUUUGAUCCGUGUUGAAGUUAAUGUUCUUUCAUAGCUAUGGUUACUUGAAAAGUUUUUGAGAAUAUCCGAACUUAAUAGACAAAAAGUUAGCUGUUUUUAUAAGGAUUUUAGGUAAAGACGUUUUUGACUUUAAAAGAAAUCUUUUUAUAUAUCCUGGUUUUUAUUGGAACUAUAUAUGCUGUGCUUUUAAUUUACCAGCUGAAAGAUUAUUCUUCUGAUGUCUAAAUAUAGUUUCGAUAAUUUAAAUGUUCACUUUGAGCUUAUGCUUAAACUUCCCUCUUGUCACUGGUUCUGCUUUUGUUUUGUUCGCCAAGCUCUUCUCUGCAUUUAUGCACAGCCAUCCUACUCUGCAACCAUCUAAUCAUAUUUUUUUUUUUUUGAUCAGUUACUUUCUGAAGGAAAUCCAUAUCUAGCGGUAUACUUGUUUAGAGGAGGGAGAGUCAUGGUUAAAGGUCAAUUUGAGAAACUGGGUAAAUGGCUUCCUUAUCUUUUGCUUUUUAUUUUGUGUUUAUUGUGUGCAACAACUCACUGUUGAGUUUGUCUCUGUACUUCACAAUAAUGUAAGUUUUGGUGGAUUAUUGAUGUGAUGAGAAGUUUCAACACUAUUAUUUACUUCAUAUUAAGGAAUCUAUAUAUGGUUUUGGUUCCUAAAUAUUUUCUAAUAAUGUGUAACAUUCCGUAGGUUUUCUUGUGUUUUCUUUUUUACUGGUUAUAAACACAUCUAUUUCUUUUCAGUCUCAUCUUUCUGCAAGUCAAAUGAGCUACUUUUCAUUGAUAUGGAUGUGACUCUUUUCGGACUGUUCAUUACUUGUCUACCAACCACACUCUGCAUAUUACUGUGUGGUCAUCUGACUGUUUAAUCUAAAAGUUAUGUUUCUGUAUGAUACAUUUACCAAUAAUUCUGGCUUUAUGGAAAUCUUAAUGUGUUAGGACUUGAUCAGAACUGUGCUUCCUCUGUAGGUAGCGUGAUAAAACAGUUAUUGUGAAGAAUUAAAAGUGCUUUUAUGUAAAUGACUGUUGUUGCUGUGGUUAAUGUUAUAGGGUGAAAUAAUAAAAAAUCCCGUUUUACAGCAA
Molecule: messenger RNA, 3997 nt
Organism: Frankliniella occidentalis (western flower thrips)
Lineage: Eukaryota; Metazoa; Arthropoda; Insecta; Thysanoptera; Thripidae
Gene: cert
Product: ceramide transfer protein
Exons: 10
Coding region: 149-1870 (573 amino acids)
Biological process (GO): ER to Golgi ceramide transport
Cellular component (GO): Golgi apparatus
Molecular function (GO): phosphatidylinositol-4-phosphate binding
Source: RefSeq, a predicted model, not a curated record